Molecule: messenger RNA, 852 nt
Organism: Paracoccidioides brasiliensis Pb18
Product: proteasome core particle subunit beta 5
Exons: 3
Coding region: 1-852 (283 amino acids)
Cellular component (GO): proteasome core complex
Molecular function (GO): threonine-type endopeptidase activity
Source: RefSeq, a predicted model, not a curated record
AUGGAUACUGUCGUAGCCCAAUACUCCCGGCCUAUGUUCCCAAACGAUCGCUACUCCCAGAACGAAGAGCAAGAGUUUACAGAAACACUGCCUCCCUUGUCUCUAAAGUUCGCUCUUCCUCCAGUAGAUAAGCCCGCCGCUUUCCUGCGAGCUGCAACCGAUGACCAUGCCAACCCAAACUGCCCCAUUAAGCUUGCUCAUGGCACCACAACUCUUGCAUUCAGAUUUCAAGGAGGAAUCAUUGUGGCGACAGACUCCAGAGCUACCGCUGGCAACUGGAUCGCCAGUCAGACUGUAAAAAAGGUCAUUGAGAUCAACAGCUGUCUAUUGGGGACCAUGGCUGGUGGUGCUGCUGACUGUCAAUACUGGCUCGCCUACCUAGGCAUGCAAUGCCGCCUCCACGAACUCCGCCACAAACGCCGCAUAUCCGUAGCUGCCGCCUCCAAGAUCCUCGCCAACCUCGUCUACAACUACAAGGGCAUGGGAUUAAGCAUGGGCACCAUGUGCGCUGGUGUAACACCGCAAGAAGGACCUGCUCUCUACUACAUCGACUCAGAUGGGACCCGACUAGCAGGAAACCUCUUUUGCGUUGGAUCUGGCCAAACAUUUGCAUACGGCGUGCUGGACGCGGAAUAUCGAUAUGACUUGACUGAAGAAGAGGCGUUGGAGCUGGGGAGGCGGAGCAUCCUCGCUGCUACACACAGAGAUGCGUAUUCGGGUGGUUUUAUUAACCUGUACCAUAUCAAGGAGGCUGGAUGGGAGAAGCACGGAUUCAGCGACACUAACCCGAUAUUCUGGAAGACGAAACUGGAGAAGAAUGAGUUCUCGAAUGUAACGGGAACGUUGGAGUGA